ACAAACAGGAUGAACUAACAAAAUGGCAGAGAGCUUCCAGGAGUUUUGUGGAGAUUCUGUUAUUUUUAAUGAGAGUUUACUUAUAAACAACUGGUGGCCAGAAUUCACGCCAUGUUUCCAGAACACUCUCCUUGUCUGGGUACCAUGUGGGUGGCUGUGGCUGACCUUGCCCUUCUAUCUCGGCUACAUGUGCAAGGUCAAGGACUCCACACCUAUCCGUGUCAACACGCUCAACACGCUAAAGACGUUUUUCAGCAUAUUUCUCAGUUUCAUCUCCAUCGUCGAUGUCUUGAAGGCUGUGAGUGAUGGAGAGAAGGAGGAUGUCGUCACUGCUGUUUACGUCUCCAAAGGCUUGCAAGCCGGUACAUUUUUGCUGGCGGCCAUUUUGGUUCAGCUGGAACGCAAGCUUGGGUUCAUCACGUCCGGAGUUCAGUUCAUGUUUUGGUUGAUGACUUCACUUGCAGGAGUGGUGCCAUUCUACAGUAGGAUAAUACAACAGGAGUACAACGAUAAUCUAUUCCGGUUCGCGCUGUUCUACGUGUACUAUGGGUUUGUGCUGAUUACUCUGCUACUCCACUGUUUCGCCGACAACCCAACACGACAAGGCUACUACCACAUGGGCAGCGUUCUGUCUCCUGAGACCAGGGCUUCCUUCCCCAGUAGAGUGACCUUCAACUGGAUCAACUCAUUGUUGUUCAAAGGGUAUCGUAAAUCCUUGGAGGAGGAGGAUCUGUUUGAGCUACACCCGAGGGACAAAAGUGAGAGGGUUCUACCCGAGUUCUGGAAGGCGUGGAUGACAGAAGUGAGGAAAGCACAGAGGAAAAACCAGAAAAAAGGCAGGUAUGCUGCAUCCACCCUCCACCACAACCUGAUGCAGGGCGGGGGGGCACAUGCCUCGGAGAAAACCCCCUUGCUGCAAGCAGCUCACAGCAGCAACAGUGACGUGUCCUUCAAGGUCAAGGACAAGGACAAACCUCAACUGGCGCAGCCGUCCUUGUUCAAAGUAUUGGUGAAGACGUAUGGGUUCACACUUCUCAUUUCCCAUGUGUGGAAGGCUGUCUAUGACUUGCUGUCCUUUGUCAACCCAUUGCUCACAAAUGCCUUGAUUGCCUUCAUUGACAACCGAGCCAACGAGCAGGAGUGGAAGGGCUACGUGUACGCCUGCUCCUUCUUCCUGGUGGCUGUCACUCAGUCGUGUUUCUACCACCAGCACUUCCACAUCAGCAUGACGCUGGGGAUGAGGAUCAAGUCCGCCGUCAUAUCAGCCGUCUACAAGAAGGCUCUGACUAUCAGCAGCGAUGCCCGGAAGGAAUCCACAGUGGGGGAGAUCGUCAACCUGAUGUCCGUGGACUGCCAGCGUCUCCAGGAUGUCACAGGGUACUUGUAUGUGGUCUGGUCCUCACCGCUGCUGAUCGCUAUUGCACUAUACAUGUUGUGGGGCCUUCUGGGACCAUCCGUGAUGGCAGGACUUGGAGUGAUGAUACUUCUGUUCCCGAUCAACGGCAUCAUGGCCGGGAAGCUGCGGAAGUACCAGCUCCAGCAGAUGAAGUUGAAGGAUGCCAGGAUCAAACUGAUGAGUGAAGUCCUCAAUGGUAUCAAGGUUCUGAAGCUGUACGCCUGGGAGCUGUCCUUCCAGGAGAAGGUGCUCGUCAUCCGACGCCAGGAGCUGGCCUUGCUGAAGAAAGUUGCCUACUUCAACGCUGUCAUGUCUUUCUUCUGGACGUGUGCCCCUUAUCUUGUGACACUGGCGACAUUUGCUGCCUACAUCUUGUCCUCCACUGACAACGUGCUGGACGCACAGAAAGCCUUUGUGUCGCUGUCUCUGUUCAACAUUCUCCGUAUGCCUAUCAACGCCCUGCCAAUGAUCAUCCCGUACUAUAUUCAGGGCUGGGUGUCCGUCACUCGUGUGUCCAAGUUUCUGCGAGCCAAGGACCUGGAUGACUCCAACGUCCAGGGGGAUCCACACAGUGACGCGGCUAUAAAGAUUGAGCGUGGGAAUUUCACUUGGGACAAGGAGCUGCCCAAACCUACACUGAGGAAAAUUGACCUGAAGAUCCCUGAGGGUAAGCUGGUGGCGGUGGUGGGCCAGGUGGGGGCGGGGAAGUCCUCCCUCAUCUCCGCCAUGCUGGGGGAGAUGGAGAAACUCACCGGCAGCGUCACGGUCAAGAGCUCCCUUGCAUACGUGCCCCAGGAGGCGUGGAUCCAGAAUGCCACUCUGAGAGACAACAUCACAUUUGGGCAGGAUCACAGUGAGAAGAAGUACAAGCAGAUUAUUGAAGCCUGUGCCUUGACCUCUGACCUGGAGAUAUUACCUGGAAAAGAUAUGACAGAAAUAGGAGAGAAAGGCAUCAACCUCAGUGGGGGACAGAAGCAGCGUGUGUCUCUGGCUCGGGCCGUCUACAGUGAUGCUGACAUCUACCUCUUCGACGACCCACUCAGCGCCGUGGACUCACACGUCGGGAAGCACAUCUUCCAGGAGGUGGUCGGCCAGAAAGGCAUUCUCAGACACAAGACUCGCCUGUUGGUGACCCAUGGCGUCCACUGGCUGCCGAUGACAGACGUGAUCGUGGUGCUGGUGGACGGUGAGAUCACGGAGAUGGGGACAUACGACGAGCUCCUGAGUCACGACGGAGCCUUCGCCCAGUUCCUGAAGACCUACCUCACACAGGAGGCCGACACCGAAGAGGAAGACGACCCAGAGAUUCAAGAGAUGAAGUCUAAGAUCCUUCAGAGAGUCGAGUCUGUUACGUCAGAUGGAGUCACCUCAGGGGAUGAAGUUACAAGAAAGAGCAAGUUGAAGCGGGAGACGUCAGUAGUGGCUGAUGCAAGCAAGAAGUUGGCGGCACCGGACAAGGCUGCAGAUGCUGGUACAGGAGAGAAGCUUAUCCAGGAGGAGAAGGCUGAGACUGGCAGGGUGAAGUUCUCUGUCUUCCUGGACUACGCCAAAGCCAUCGGCGGCAUCACCACAUUCUUCAUCUUCCUCAUCUUUGCCAUGUACCAGGCGGCCACCAUGGCCUCCAACAUCUGGAUCAGUAUGUGGACAGAUGACACCCUCCUGAAGAACAUGAGUCUGGUCAACACUUCGGAAUAUCAGAAUAAGAACACCAUGUAUCUUGGUGUCUACGGGGCUUUUGGAUGUGUGCAGGCUGUGGUCAUCCUGAUCUACUCUAUCCUGGCGUCGGUGAGGAUGGUGCAGGCUGCUGGUAACAUCCACGCCAAGAUGCUGUACAACAUCCUGCGAUCUCCGAUGUCCUUCUUCGACACCACCCCGAUCGGCCGAAUCGUGAACCGCUUCUCACGGGACGUGGAAACUGUGGACAACAACUUGCCAGGCGUACUACGAAUGUGGAUCAACUGUGUGUUCAGUGUCAUGGGCACCCUCAUCGUCAUCAGCUACAGCACCCCCAUCUUCCUGUCUGUCAUCGUCCCACUUGCAAUACUCUACUACCUAGUUCAGAGGUUCUACAUUGCUACAUCACGUCAACUGAAGCGACUGGAGUCGACCACAAGGUCUCCUAUCUACUCUCAUUUUGGAGAGACAAUCACUGGCACCUCGUCCAUCCGGGCGUACAAGGCCAGCGACAGAUUCAUCGCGGAAUCCACACAAAGAGUGGACAAGAACUUGACCUUCUACUUCGCAGGCCUUGCCUCCAACAGGUGGCUUGGAUUCCGACUAGAGUUUCUUGGCAACACAAUAGUUCUGUUUGCGGCUCUGUUCUCUGUCAUUACAACAGAUCUACCCAGUGGAAUUGUGGGUCUGUCAGUCUCGUACGCUUUACAGAUCACCCAGGCCCUCAACUGGAUGGUGCGGAUGACCUCUGACCUGGAGACCAAUAUCGUGUCCGUGGAGAGGAUGAAGGAGUAUUCGGAGACGCCGACAGAGGCUGAAUGGAUUGACCCUUAUCGCCAGCCCCCAAGGUCAUGGCCAGAUGAGGGCAAGGUGAAGUUCGAGAACUAUAUGACCCGAUACAGAUCUGAACUUGACCUUGUGUUGAAGGGCAUUUCCUGUAACAUCAGCGGAGGCGAGAAGAUCGGCAUCGUGGGCAGAACCGGUGCUGGGAAGUCGUCUCUCACUGUGGCGCUGUUCCGAUUGAUUGAAGCUGCUGGUGGUCGGAUUGUUGUCGACGGCAGAGCUAUUGAUGACAUGGGUCUGCAUGAUCUGAGGUCAAAGCUCACUAUACUGCCCCAGGACCCAGUCAUCUUCUCUGGUACCCUGAGAAUGAACCUUGACCCCUUUGACUCCCACAUCGAUGAGGAUCUGUGGCAGGCGUUGGAGCACGCUCACCUGAAGAAGUUUGUGACGGAGCUCCCUAGUCAGCUGGAGUACGAGUGUGGAGAAGGCGGACAAAACUUAAGCGUUGGGCAGAGGCAGCUGGUGUGUCUAGCUCGGACGCUGCUCAGGAAAACCAAGAUCCUGGUCCUGGACGAAGCUACAGCAGCGGUUGACAUGGAAACCGAUGAUCUGAUCCAGAAUACCAUCAAGACGGAGUUCAGGGACUCGACUGUGAUCACCAUAGCUCACAGACUCAACACCAUUAUGGACUACGACAGGAUCCUGGUGCUGGACCAAGGUCUCAUCAAGGAGUUCGACUCCCCGGCAUCCCUCCUGGCAGAUAAACACAGCAUCUUCUACGGAAUGGCCAAGGACGCAAACCUGGUCUAGAUGUCACUGUCUGCAGGACAUCGGGUGUCGAUGUCGUCCAUCUUAGAACAAUGUUGAUUCGUCUAUGGACAUCAUUUGUCAUCUUCAUGUACUGAAUUAUUUGGACAUUAAUGGACAACUUUGAUGUAUGGACAUCUUUCAGCAGUAUGAGGACAGUUUUGUCCAUGUAUGAACAUAAUGUAUAUAUUUUGUGUUCAAAUUUUAGAAGUUUUAUGUGUUUGAUAUAUAUAUGUAUUUAUAAUAGAUAAUUGGCAUGUGUGAUAGAUCUGUAGUGUGCGCCACUCUUCCUACUGAAACAGCAGGUCAAGGCUGGGUCACAGACCGAGGGUCUGCAGUAUACCGACACAGUGUAAAUGUUUCUUAUUGCAAGAGUGUCUCAGAGACCAAACCCAGAACGUGGAAUAUAUGUAUACAGUAGUUCAACACGGAGACCUGCUUUUUACCUCCUUUACUUGAAAUUACACACUCCCAAUAACAGCCAUGAGGUUGUGUUGUCAAAUCUACAGCGUUUUUGUAAAACUAUUUUGUUUUAACUUUAUAUUAGGCCAGGAGUUUUACUGCUUGUUAACGUUUUAUGAAUGUUUUUAAAGAUCACUUCAGGAUAAUGUCCACUGUCUCAUCCUUUCACAUGACUCAGGGAUCCCGUUGUUUUACUGUUAUCAGGCUCCUGUCCGAGACACUUAAUAGUACUGUCCUUUUCCCCUGUGAAUACACUGGGCAGCGUUUCACAUUUUUCACUAUUGUAAGCUGAUCUGACUGAAGGUCCGAGUCAGGAAGCAUCGACUGUUUGUCCGCAACUAGCUCACAGAAUUCUGAUUCAAUUGCAUCAUAACAUUUGAUAUACAGGAAGUAUUUAGGGCAUAUGUUUGUCUCGUACACUGAAUGGCGAAAACUGUGUUAUCAGUGGUUUGAGUUGCGAAGGGAGCUAACUCUAGAUACAGAAUGAUCUGACUCUGACUUUAACAUCACUACAUUAUUUCUACAUAGCCACUUGGCCUUGUGGCUCUAGAUUAAGCCAACAAAUCCAGCAGCCCGCUUGAACCGGUUAUCCUAUAUUACUUGGUUCAAAUGGCAAUAUACCUCAUAUCGUACCACUGCACCCAAGUCUGUCUCGGUCUCUGAACCGCAUUAUUUUCCCCACUGCCUAACUGUCCCCUGCAAUGCCUACCUUAUAUUACCGUAGAUAAGCCGACCCCCUAACUUGAAGCAAUGAAGCAAGUCUAGAUUUACCCAGGUUCAGGGUCUGUUAUCAUCUGAAAAAAAAUGUAUGUCCCUUAUCAGCGGGUCUCCUUUUCGAUUUAAAUGGGAUUAUUGGUUGCUAUCAAAAUUAUAUCCAGUGACUAAGCUUUAGUCUACAUUGCACACAUGAUUUUAGUGUAAGGCAUUGGUUUGUGUUUCAGUUCUUGAACUGAGUAUGGAAUAUUUGACUUCCAUCUGGUAGAAGUAGCACAAAUCAGUGUUUGCCCUAGGCAUAAAAAUUUAGGAGUCAUCAUGACUCCCUGGUGUCAUGUUUUUGGAAGUCAACUUCAGUUUGGAACUUUCAUGAAGACAUCAACUGUGAUUGUUUAAUAACGACAAGAAACAAGGUAAGGCAGGUCAGGUAUUUAAUCAGCACUGAGCUGUCCAAAAACCUGUCAUCACACAGAAACCGAAGUUUUGAUUAUCUGAACUAAGAGCCCAGUAGCAUUGCGUCAUAUAUGCAGGUUUUCUGCAUCAUGGCAAACACUGACAAAUGACAAUAUUUCUCAUACCACUUGUGUUAUAAGUUUGUGGCAAUGUAGCAUUAUAGCUUCACCAAGGAGUUGUGUAUAUUUCAUCUUCAAGUCCCACAUUCAGCUCCCACAUGGGAGAAUUCUGUAGAAGCCCAUUCCUGAUGUGUGAGAUCAUACUCAGUCACUACACCACAUCACUGCCUAAUUAUGUGAUGAAGCAACAUUCAAAUCCAUGAAGUAUUGAUGACUGUUUAAGGUUUUACACUUGAUUGUGCUUGUCCUCUUGCUGUCUGCCAUUAUCUGUGUAUACUGCACCAGGGCUGGAUCUCAGUAUCGUUUUUGAUUUUUUGGCAAGUGUCUUUAUACAUUUUUCAAUGAUUAUAUAUGUCCCAGAUUGUCUCAAAGGGAGGUAAUUCAGCUCUCACAAUGCAUACCACUAUAUUGUGUAGAUCUGUGAGACAUUUCACGUAUGAAAUCUAUAGAUGUAUCAAAGGGAGAUAAUUUAACUUUCACAAACUAUGCAUACCACUAUGGUGUGUCAGUGGGGUGAAAUACAUUACCGAAUCCUGACUCACGAUGUCUUGAUCCAAAUCAAUACAAGUACAAUCCAUGUAAAGGUGGCAUUACAACAUCCUGCAUAUACAAUACAUAUUUUGCUUGAUUGUUACAGUAGCCACAAGAAGUGGACUCCAAGGUAGUGAAUGUUGGAUGUCCAAGCAGUAAUUUUCUAUGAUGAUGAAAUGUUUGCAUCCUAACAUAAGUGUCAACGUUUCACAUACCAGUUUGGGUAUCCUUCUGUGGCCUUCUUUCUCUCAUCAUUUUUGCCAAUUCCAGAUUUGCCAAUUCCAUUUGGCCAAAUAGAACACUUGUUGAACCAGAGGAAGUUAUUUAAAUGUACUUUCACAUCCUAUAACAUUUCAAGCUGCUCCAAAUAUUAUGACUUUUAUAAUUGCUUGUUUCAAUAAUGUGUACAUUUUAGUUGUAUUAACCAAGUAAUGUACCGGUAGAUAAUGUUUGAUACAGAUAGGUAUUGUUUCUCAUUGGGAAGAUUGACCACUGUGUAUUUAAUGGGGUACAGCCAACACUCUUUUUCCAAAAGAUAUAUUUUACAACCGCACUCACUCACUCACUUUCGGAGUCAAGACUGAUGGCAUUAUUGAGGAUAAUGUUCAACCCAAACAAGACAAUCACAGAAUUACUGUAUGUGAAAACCUCCCAAACCGCUGACACAGCAUUAUCCGUCGCUAGUGGCUAGAUCUAGUCCUGUGUCUGGGUAACAGUUACAACAGUGUGGAGUAACGACGGCUCAUAUUGUUAUCUCAUGACUGUGAUGUUGUCAUGAGUUUUACAUAUAUGACAACAUUUAUAAUGUGAUAAUGAAUACAACAAUGUAUUUGAUACAUGAUUUAACCUCUACCUGAUAGAUAAAUUGUGGUCUCUUUUUAAUGUCUAAGUGUCAUAUGUUGCCGCUGGAGAUCAUAUAUAUUGUAUUACAGCUUGUUAUCAUAUUUUGUGUGUAGCAAUUUGUUACCGUAUUUUGUGUGUAAGAGGUUGUUUUCAUAUUUGGUGUAUAACUCCUUGUUAUCAUAUUUAGUGUGUAAGAGCUUGUUAUCAUAUUUGGUGUAUAACAGCUUGUUAUCAUAUUUAGUGAGUAAGAGCUUGUUAUCAUAUUUGGUGUAUAACAGCUUGUUAUCAUAUUUAGUGUGUAAGAGCUUGUUAUCAUAUUUGGUGUAUAACAGCUUGUUAUCAUAUUUAGUGUGUAAGAGCUUGUUAUCAUAUUUGGUGUAUAACAGCUUGUUAUCAUAUUUUGUGUGUAGCAGCUUGUUAUCCUAUGGUGUGUGUAACAGUUUGUUGCUUGAGUGCAGAAUGUUAUCUCAGUUUGGGUUCUAUCAGGGAGGACACAAUUUGGUUCCUGCUGAUUGGCUAGUUUGUGAAAUUAUUUUCAUUGUUGGUGAAGAAGCCAAAAACACAUCAUAUGACCGAAUUGUUGCAGAUGAUUGAAUAAGACAUCGUACAUUCUUCAUUAUGUCCCAGACAGUUUUAUAUGACAUCACACCAACCAAUGACUCUUGUAUCUUUUUGUGAUAAAGAAACAAAUUGUUCUGAAAAUCCUUCACUCAAUGGAUAUAUUAAUUGCACGAGCUAAUUGCAGCUCUAGACUGCUGGGUCUCCCCAUCACUAUCAUAAAGAGUGGCCAUACAGUUGCAGAUUACCUGUCCCAGAUGAAGGCUUGAAAGUUUAGAUUUCACAUAGAAUAGAUAGUCCUUUUGCCUCCUCCCUUGUUCAGCGUACAUCUCGUCCAGUCUAAUGAGGUACAAUUCAUCAUUCAAUAUUACAUCCCUUUGGCACACCAUUAAUCUGUGAUCAUGGGUUCAAAUAUCAGUUCACCCGACACGUCAUUUUAGAUUCCCACAUCAAGCUGCUGACAGGCCAUGAUAUAACUGACAUACUGCUCACUCACUCACUCACUCACUCACUCACUCACUCACUUGCUGAUGGCACUUUGCCUGUGAAAUUCCAUGUUGAUCUAAGAUUCAGUAGCAGUGAUGGAACUUUUAGAAGUAACAGUUUUAAACUGUUUUUGGAGUAUUUUUUAAAGUAUAUGUGUUCUUGGAUUUUAAAUAUUGUAAAUUUAUACUUUUGUACAGGUAUUACUGACUGAAUAGUGAGUCAGAGAAAUCAGAGAGAUUAAACAAGUGCAGUCAUGGAUGAACGAUCUGAAGCCCCAUAACUGAUGUAUGAUUUGUGUUUUAAACAGUUUGUGGUUCACUCACCGUGCUUAAGAUCAUGUAGCUGUUAAUACUUUAAACAUUGAUUGAUAUUGGAUGAAGUAUUGUGUCAGAGAUGUUACUUCUUUGUUCUAACUGAUGUAUGAUCUGUGUUGUAAACAGUUCGUGGUUCACUCAUCGUGCUUAAGAUCAUGUAGCUGUUAAUACUUUAAACAUUGAUUGAUAUCGGAUGAAGUAUUGUGUCAGAGAUGUUACUUCUUUGUUCUAACUGAUGUAUGAUUUGUGUUGUAAACAGUUCGUGGUUCACUCAUCGUGCUUAAGAUCAUGUAGCUGUUAAUACUUUAAACAUUGAUUGAUAUCGGAUGAAGUAUUGUGUCAGAGAUGUUACUUCUUUGUUCUUUCUUUGCUGUUU
Molecule: messenger RNA, 9516 nt
Organism: Haliotis rubra (blacklip abalone)
Lineage: Eukaryota; Metazoa; Mollusca; Gastropoda; Lepetellida; Haliotidae
Product: multidrug resistance-associated protein 1-like
Biological process (GO): transmembrane transport
Cellular component (GO): membrane
Molecular function (GO): ABC-type transporter activity; ATP binding; ATP hydrolysis activity
Source: RefSeq, a predicted model, not a curated record